CGAGCAGCAGCUGGGCGGUCACAUCUGGGAAUGCAAAGCCGACCUCCUCCUCCUCCUCCUCCUCCACCACCUCCUCCUCUCUCACCCGAGAUCACUUCCGAAACCACUUCGCCUUCAGCCCCUGCCUCGGCCAGAGGGAUUUAUUUCAUGGGGAUGUGUUCAAGGCAAGAGCGAAUUCAGAAGGAUAUCGACGUCGUGAUCCAGAAGUCCAGAGCCGAGAAAGACUGCCUGUUUGCAGAUUUCAGAUACUCAGAUUCCACCUUUACUUUCACCUACGUUGGCGGCCCCAAAAGUGUAUCCUACUCAGUACAUGUAUCAGAAGAUUACCCAGACAAUACGUAUGUGUCAAGUUCAGAAAACGAUGAAGAUGUUCUGGUUACUACAGAGCCAAUUCCUGUAAUUUUCCAUAGAAUAGCAACAGAAUUAAAAAAAACAAAUGAUAUUAACUGUUGCUUAUCCAUAAAGUCCAAAUUGCAAAAGGAAAAUGGGGAGGAGUCAAGGCAGAAUAGCACUGUGGAAGAAGACUCUGAAGGUGACAAUGAUUCUGAAGAAUUUUACUAUGGAGGACAGGUGAGCUAUGAUGGGGAACUGCACAAGCACCCUCAGCUGGAAGCUGACCUGUCAGCUGUGAGAGAGCUUUACGGACCACAUGCAGUUUCUCUCAGGGAAUAUGGAGCCAUUGAUGAUGUAGAUAUUGAUCUGCAUAUCGAUGUCAGCUUUCUUGAUGAGGAAAUUGCUGUGGCUUGGGAAGUAAUUCGAACAGAACCUAUAAUUGUCCGACUACACUGUUCACUUACACAGUAUUUAAAUGGCCCAGUGCCUACAGUUGAUGUCUUUCAGAUUUCCACAAAGGAGCGAUUUGGAUUGGGACAUCAGCUGAAAAAAAUCAUGCAGACGUUUGUCACACAACAGUGGAAACAGAGCAAAGAAAAGUCCAGUUGCCUGCACGGUAAGAAGUUGUCAGAGAAGAAAGUGAAGUCUCCCCUGCAUUUAUUUUCUACCUUACGCAGGUCGCCAAGCUAUCCUCCCCCGGGUUGUGGCAAAAGCAAAUCCAAACUGAAAUCCGAGCAAGACGGCAUCUCCAAAACGCACAAGCUGCUGCGGAGGACUUGCUCCAGCACAGUCAAGGCGGACGAAAUGUGCGCCAAGUCGCACAGGACCUUUGGGCGCUCGCUGUCCAGCGACCCCAGGGCCGAGCAGGCGAUGUCAACCAUUAAAUCGCACAAACUUUUGUCCAGGCCCUGCCCUGCCUCCGGCAAGCAAGAUGACUGCCUCACUCUCAAGUCGCAUAAAUUAUUGACUCGAUCUUGUUCUGGAGACCCACGAUGUGAGCACAACACCAACUUGAAGCCCCACAAACUGCUAAGCAGGUCUUACUGCGGUAACCUCAGAGUGGAAGAGUUGUAUGGGCUGAAAAGCCACAAGCUGCUGGGCAAGUCCUACUCCAGUGCCCCCAAGUCAGCCAAACCCGAGCUUUUCAAGGAACCCAGCACAGAGGGCAGGAGGCUCUCUCUUACCUCAGGGCUUAUUGGUAUCUUAACACCAUCUUCAUCUUCAUCUUCCCAGCCUGCUACAAAUGGUGCAAAAUGCAUUCCAAUACGAGACUGCGGCUUCCUAGUGCAGACAAUUGAAUUUGCUGAACAGCGGAUCCCUGUAUUGAAUGAAUACUGCGUGGUUUGUGAUGAGCCCCAUGUGUUUCAAAAUGGCCCCAUGCUUAGGCCCACUGUGUGUGAACGAGAGCUGUGCGUGUUUGCCUUUCAAACCCUGGGCGUCAUGAAUGAGGCCGCUGAUGAAAUAGCCACUGGAGCGCAGGUGGUAGAUCUCCUGGUGUCCAUGUGUAGAUCUGCAUUGGAAUCUCCUAGAAAAGUCGUCAUUUUUGAGCCAUAUCCCUCUGUGGUUGAUCCUAAUGACCCGCAGAUGUUGGCCUUCAACCCCAGGAAGAAGAACUAUGAUCGAGUAAUGAAAGCUCUGGAUAGCAUAACUUCCAUCAGAGAAAUGACACAAGCACCCUAUCUGGAAAUCAAGAAGCAGAUGGAUAAACAGGACCCACUUGCUCAUCCACUACUGCAAUGGGUUAUCUCAAGUAAUAGGUCACAUAUUGUGAAACUGCCAGUUAACAGGCAAUUGAAGUUCAUGCACACCCCACAUCAGUUUCUCCUUCUCAGCAGCCCACCAGCCAAAGAAUCCAACUUCAGAGCUGCUAAAAAGCUCUUUGGCAGCACCUUUGCAUUUCAUGGCUCUCACAUUGAAAAUUGGCACUCUAUCCUGAGGAAUGGUCUGGUUGUUGCCUCAAAUACACGUCUGCAGCUCCACGGUGCAAUGUAUGGAAGUGGAAUCUAUCUUAGCCCAAUGUCAAGCAUAUCCUUUGGUUACUCAGGGAUGAACAAGAAGCAGAAGGUGUCAACCAAGGAUGAGCCGGCUUCAAGUAGUAAAAGCAGUACUGCAUCACAGUCUCAGAAAAAAGGACAGCAAUCCCAAUUCCUGCAAAGCCGUAACUUGAAAUGCAUAGCCUUAUGUGAAGUGAUCACCUCUCCUGACCUACACAAACAUGGUGAGAUAUGGGUUGUCCCAAAUACGGAUCAUGUCUGUACACGAUUCUUUUUUGUCUAUGAAGAUGGCCAGGUAGGAGAUGCUAACAUCAACACCCAAGAAGGAGGCAUUCACAAAGAGAUACUCCGAGUAAUUGGUAAUCAAACUGCUACUGGUUAAAGGACACCGUUUAAUUAACAGGAUUUGAAAGCCUUCCUCGUGUUCAAAGCUGGAUUUUGAACUGAAGAAGAAGAUAACAUAAUUUAUUGUUAUUAUAAACAAAAUUAACCAUUUGAAUACUGAUUUUUUUCUUAGUAUUUCUAAGUACUUCAUUAAAUACCUGAGAUGGUAUAAGAUUUACCAAUUGUAGGGUUAUGGAAUCUAGUAAUAAAAAUUAAGCAGCACUUAAACUGAAGUUUGGGUUGCAUACACAAUAAACAGAUUGAAAAAACAGUUUUGUGCUGAUAUUUUUAUAUUAAAUUCUUUAACUGGACAUUUGGUAUUAUAUAUUGAAAUAGAACUGAGACCAUUUUAUAAUGGCUUCUAAAUCGAGCAGACACUGCAAUAAGUAUAACGUCUGCACAUUCUACUCUGCUGUGUAACAAGUGGCACAGACAUUCGAAUGCUUUGGGAGGGAUAUCCCUGUUCUCAUAUUUUUCCUUACAAAACAACUGUUAGGUUCGGAGGCCAAAAAAACAUGUACUAUAAAUGCCUGUAGAUUUCAUGUGCCAGAGUGUGUGAUCAUACUUAUGGAUGUAUAUUCACACAUAUGUAUUUUGAUAGCAAAGAUCCAGAGCUUUAUCAUUCUAUCAUGUAAUGGACAGAAAAUACUAUUCAAUAAGCAGUAUAUCUGGACAUAAACCAAGAUAUGAGUCAAAUUGAUUUUACUCAUUCAUAAGAAAUUAUAUUCAGAUUACUUUUCAAUUUGUUUAAAGUAAUGACCCAUUGGUUAAAAUAUAACUCAUUUAAAAUGAUAUCUAAAAUUUAGCCUGGGGAAUAGUAAUGCCCCCGGUGGAUUAGAUGUUUUUUUAAAGGAUCAUAGGUUCAAGAGAAAGGCUUCAGGAUGGGCAGAAAGAGUAUAUGCUUUUAAUUUCCCACAGUGGAGUUUAUUUAUAGCACACCAGCAUUUUUAUAUUUUUCAUCUGAUACCUCUGCUUAUGUUUUUCAUAUUGAGAAAGAAAAUAAACUUUGAAGCUUCUUUUAUACUAAAAGAACACAAAUAAGCUUAUAGAGAUAAUAACACCAGCUCUCAGCAUUUCUUUUUCAAGUCACGUGCUCACCAGAAGCUUUUCUGUUUUGUUCAGUCUUAGCGUUCAUGUGCAUUUCAAGUUUUAACCGACAGUGUUUAUUUUCCUACAUGUUGGAUGUUUUUUGAAUUAGGCCAUUCAUGGAAGCAGUUUAAUUAGUGAGUCUGCCACUCUAUUCAAACCCCGAAUCAAGGCUUAUAUCUGAUUUUAACUUAUGCAGAAAGAAGAAAUACAAGUGUAUAAUCAUUUGCAAGUAUAAUGUGAUAAGUUCUGUGUUUAUUUCCUUUGGCAUAAAAGGUGAGAUAAAGGUUAUGCAUAUUGUCAGGGGUUAUGGUUUAGGAAUCUUUUAUUCAUCAUUUGUCUUUCUCACACUGUAAAUAAUUGAAAUGCUACUUUUUUCUGCAAAAAACAAUAGACUUGAGGUUAAGAUAGUAAUCCGUUUAAUAGUAUCUGUCUAAAGAAAGCAGUGAUCUGUUUUGACUUGUGCCUCUGAAAACUCAGGGACAGACUGGACAAUAGUGUUGGUAUGAGAGGUCCAAUUUAGUGUUCCGUGACCUGUUUUCUGAAGACUUUUGUGUGACAUGGGUAUUCAUUUGCAUCUUUCUGCCAAGAAUCCCCAAACCUCAGUCCAUGUAACUAUGUUUUGAGAAAAUUUCUAGGCCACAAAAAUUAAAAGAAUUUUGUGGGACAUUCUGCCCAUAACAUAAAUAUAAAGAUAUGAUACCAAGAUUUGAAAUGGGGGUGGCAUCUUAGAACCCCUACCUACUAGGCCACCAAUAUCAGUACUGUACUUCCAGAAACUCUGGAGUGCCUCCUAGCCUGAUGGAAAAGCCACUGACCUAAUGCAUUUUGGCUUUACCAAAUAGUUGAAUGAUCUAUAAGGAAAUUAGUUCUAGAAUCUGAACUGGAAGGGUAACAUGUACAAGUACUCAAGGGAGGCUAUUUAGAGGAGGGAAAACUGGCAUCCUGGAAACUUCUACUGCCAACUUAAAGAAUACACAUACAUUUGCGUACCCCAGGAAGGAAAGCAAUUGUUAGUUUAACACCCACUAAAUAUAACACAGUAACAUUUUUAUGACAAUCAAGUAAGAUGUCUUACAAUGAUCAUCAAUUGGGUUGUGUUUGUUUCCCAAAAUUGCAUCAUAACUUUUGUAAGCAAAUAUUCUAAAAUGAGCCAAUCUUUCAUUGAACUUUUGAAAUUGGGACUACCGUGACAUACUAACAAAAAUGCUUAUAUUUCUAAAGAAUUCAGUUUCUGCUCAUGCCAUUAGUAAGUAAAUAUCCUACUUCCAAAACCCAAGCAUGUUUUUAAAUUAAAAGAUUUUACCACCAUUAUCAUGAUAUGACCUGCUCACUUCAUGAAGGUAUUAUUACUUGAUGAUUCCAAACAUUUAAGAUGAUGCUAUACUUUAAUCACCAUUGGAAACCUUUUCACUCAUAUUUUGUAUGGUAAUUCUGUAACCAUUGCCACUUGCCACUAAUCCACUAAGCAGAUUUCAUUCUUGAGAUAGGGGAAGGAGAUUCUUACCUAUCAGUUCCAUUCUUUCCUGCAUUGAUGAUUUUAUGAACACUUCAUUAGAAAUAAUUUGUUCUCUUUUACUACAGAGAAGAAAAUGACUAGAAAUGUGAGAGCAGAAAAAUAAUGAUCUAUAAAUAAUUCAGCACUAUAGAAUGAUUUUGGGACGCACUUUUGGUCUGCCCAGGAAUGCAUGAUGCUACUUGGUCAUCUCAGUCAGAUGUUGGAUUUGAGGACGAUUUUUCAACUUAAACUUGAAUUUUAAGAGUGCCAUAUCCUUAAAGUUACUAUGAAAUUAUGUGUAGUAUAAGAAAUUAUUCCAAACUUUCUAUGAUUGUUCCUCCUUGGAAAUAUAAGAAUUUACCAUAGACGUCCCUCCAUUUGCCUCUCUUUUGCUACGAAAAGAAAAUAUUUAACAUGUAAGCAUAUACUCUCAGAAGUAAUAUCACUUGAAGAAUUUUAAAUGUACUUUAUUUGUACCAGAAUUUGUCUUAGGGCAUAAGGUUUCAGAAAGUUUUCAGGAAAAGCUCAUCUUCUUUGUGACAGGACAACUUUCAUCAGAUAAGUUGCCUAGUGUCAUAAAACGCCACUCAACCUUGGAUCAGCUCUCAUCCAAAUAAAUAUGGAUUCCAUGGUGGCAUUUGAAGCACAUUAAGAAACAUGAUAUUCUAUUGUCCUGACAAAUUCUUCAUUAUAACACUACCUCAGCACUAAUGAGAGACUGCUUGUCAAGGCAAAGUGGUCUCCAGUGUAAGGAACAAAUGCAGUUUUACAAAUAGAAAUCCAUCAAAUCAUUCAACAGUUAAGACCAUGCAGGACACAGAUAUUGCCAGCUACUUUGUAACUCUCUGUGGUAAAAGUAUUGCAGUCACCAGUGAUUAAUGACAUAGUUAACACUGAAAGGAAUUCUUUGAAAGGGUUUAAGUGGCAUAAUUAAAAGUUAAUUAGUUCAUUUUAAGGCUGGUUUUCUACAUGAGCCAAUUUUAUGUCCAUUCACCUAAGACCUACAAGCAGUUGCCCACACUGAAGAGUUGAUAAGUUUAAAAAGCAAAGCAACAAAGUAAACCCAACUGAUGUGCCAAAAUGGCAAACUGAAUAUUCAAGUGUUUUGGCACCUAAUACCUGCUAAAAUUUUGUCAGCGUCUAUAUGAAUUUGAUGUAUGUUAUUCCUCAGUAAAUUUUUCUUGGGGAUUUUUGUACACACUAUGAAAUAUAGGGUAAGUUUUUUUAGGUCAAAAGUAUUUCAAGUAGUUUUUAGACAAAACAUAUCCAUGAGUGUGAGAAAGCUGUGUUGAAGAAUAGAUCACAUUACACAUUUGCCAGCAAGUCAGUAAAAACUAGUGCUUAUUUACAUAGUCAACAUAACUUAAUGUUCUAAAAAUUAUUUCUUCAACCUUCCCAAUAUUUAAUGUAGCAUUUGACAUUUUAAAAACCACAGCCACUUCUUUAUGUAAACAUUAAGGUAUGCCUAUGUUUCUUUAACUAUACAACCUUCUUUACAAUACAUUUCUUGACUUUUGUGCACAAAAUAGUAUUGCAACCUGCUAUUUAGCCUUUGGUGCCUUAGAGUUAUUAUAAAUAUUUAACAAUAUGUACAUAAUGUAAAUACUGCCAAGAAAUCACUAAGGCCAAAUAUUUUCUCUAUUCACUUUUUAUUGCACUUGCUUUCUAUUGCUACUUAAGCCUCUUUUAUCCAGCUUUGUAAUAGUUCUAACAUUGUAGCCAAUGUACAUGUUUACUUUCAAUAAACCUGAAUUUGUUCAA
This is a messenger RNA of Nannospalax galili (Upper Galilee mountains blind mole rat), 7056 nucleotides long. RefSeq names its product poly(ADP-ribose) polymerase family member 8 (gene Parp8). The transcript is spliced from 27 exons. Gene Ontology annotation, biological process: endoplasmic reticulum unfolded protein response. Bases 31 to 2709 code for a protein of 892 amino acids. Gene Ontology annotation, cellular component: membrane; endoplasmic reticulum tubular network; nuclear envelope. The record is from RefSeq and is a predicted model, not a curated record. NCBI's taxonomy places the organism in Eukaryota, Metazoa, Chordata, Mammalia, Rodentia, Spalacidae. Gene Ontology annotation, molecular function: kinase binding; protein serine/threonine kinase activator activity; NAD+ poly-ADP-ribosyltransferase activity.